AUGCAAAGUGAUGCCCUUAAACAUAUUCGUAAGAAAUCUGUGCUGGAUAGUCGACAAGAAUAUCAAAAGAAGGCAGAAGGAGCAAUGGAUUCAUUUAAGAUAAAACAGAUGGUAGAAAAUAAUAUCCAUGUUCAACAGAAGUGCGCUAAAGAACUUCAGUCCAUGUAUGACAAAUUGAUUAAGCCAAAAGUCGCAAAUGGAACAUAUCUUAAACCAGCGGGCUAUACCGAAUAUAGAGAGGAUUUUGCUAUAAUAAGAGAAAGUAUCAAACAAAGUCUACACGAAGUCAAUCCAAACGUUCUUAAGUUAAGUUGUCUUGAGUUUGAAAACCGAUGUAGAAAACAAGAUGAAAAAAUAUGGACGAAGGCCAGCAUAAAUGGAUUACAAAUAGAAGCUGAAAUUCAGAAACACGCUGAAAUGUUGGCAGUAAAAAAUGACAAACUACUUCAAAAGAAAGAUUUGAAGAAAAGUUCUGAAGAAGAAAAAUGGAAGGCUUUUAAAGAGGAACUGGCAUCUGAAAGAGAGAAGGAACGGAAAGAACUAGAGGAAAAGUAUGCAAAAUUACUAGCAGAUUAUGAGACAGACAAGAAAGAUUUAGAAAGUGCGAUGAAGGAAAAAGAAGAACUUAAUAAACGUCUCGAAAAUCAAAGCUCAUCUUACAAAAUUGUAAAGGCCAAACCUGCUAUGAAACAAACAGUGUUUAAAACCAUGCUGAGCCUCAUUCCUAUUGUUGGUCCAGUAUUGGCUGGGGUGUAUGAAAGAUUUUCAUCUGAUGAUUAAGUUAUUAAUUUUGUAUAAUGAGUGACAAUCAUUUUAAAAAGAACAGAUAAUGAUAAAUGCAGUUACAUGUUUGGAAAGAAUAAUUUGUUUAACAUAAUCAUAUUCAUUUGCAUAUAUUUUAUUUAUCAUAUUACUGUAAAUGAGUGAAGGGUAUAUCGCCUUAAUACAUAUUAGCAUAUUUUAUAUUAUUUACAUUUAUUGACCAAAGUAGACCAAUUGACACGAAUAUUCAAUUAAGGAGAUAUUAGGUUUCGAUCUUGGCGUUAGAGACAGAAAAAAGUAAGCAAACAAUCAUAUUAACUUUAAAAUAAUUUGAAUCUAUCGCUUUUAUAUUUGCCUUUGUCUUCAACACCUACACUGAUGGAAAAAAAAAUAGCAAGUUUGAAAAUAGAAAACUUUUGAAGUACUAGCAAACAAACAAACAUUCCAUUUACUCACAGACGUUGUUCUACAGUCAUUCCAUGUUUAGAUUAACGAGCUGGAAAUUUGAGAAAGGAAAAUGAAAAAAAAUGGAUUUCACUGGUGUAAAAUAUGAAAUCAAAGUUAAGAAUUUAUAAAAAGUGUAUGAUUGCACAUAUUCUUUUGUUAAUUUUUUGAUAUUUGUUACUUUGCGAUGAUGGUCAGUCAUGUGACGCAUAUCAUAGCACUCAUGUCAUAAAUAAAAUGUCAUUGUUUUUUAUAUAAAGAUAGUCCUUAGCUAAAGAGUUGAUGAUAAAUAUAUAUUUCUUUGAUAUUUUGUUCGACUAUACUGAAAAGCGAACAUUACAUUAUCUAAAUGAUAGUUCCUUAGCUGAAAUUGAUAAAAAAUUACUUACUUUUCUACAUUAUUUAAAUUCUUUAAAUUAUUAUAUCCAUUUAUUUCACUUUAUUGUGACAUACAGUAGAUAUAAGCUUUAUGGUUAACAUACCAUUUUACUAUAAUUCAUGAUAUGUUACAGAGCUGGCAUGAUGUUUGUGUAAUAUAGGGGUACGUUUCAUUUGUCACCUUGUAAAGAUAUAUACUUAUUGUGUACAUAUGUUGAUUGUAAUCGAUUUAAAGUGUUUUGUUUUUAUUUAAGUCGUCACUGUCUAUUUCCUUAGUUAUAUAAGAUAUACUUUUUAAAACUAUUUUCUAUUUAAUGAACUUUUGUUAUAAUAAAUUGAAAUAAGAAUACAGGAAUUAUGGCUAUAUACAGUAAUGUACUCACAAUAAUAUUUCCAUUAAUUGAAGAAAGAGGUUUACAUAUUACCUCAAUCUAUUCUAUUAAAUCCAUUAAAUAUUAAAAGCGCUACUGUUAAUAAAUAUUCUAACACGCUUCACAAAAUUCCCCAGGAUAAUUAAGUGCAUUAUUAUACGAUUUAU
Ruditapes philippinarum (Manila clam) is the source of this 2122-nucleotide messenger RNA. RefSeq lists its product as uncharacterized. The coding region runs from base 1 to 780 and encodes 259 amino acids. The transcript is spliced from 4 exons. Lineage: Eukaryota; Metazoa; Mollusca; Bivalvia; Venerida; Veneridae. Gene Ontology annotation, molecular function: GTPase activity; GTP binding. The record is from RefSeq and is a predicted model, not a curated record.